Molecule: messenger RNA, 1926 nt
Organism: Argentina anserina (silverweed cinquefoil)
Lineage: Eukaryota; Viridiplantae; Streptophyta; Magnoliopsida; Rosales; Rosaceae
Product: adenylate isopentenyltransferase 5, chloroplastic
Exons: 2
Coding region: 343-1392 (349 amino acids)
Biological process (GO): cytokinin biosynthetic process; tRNA modification
Cellular component (GO): mitochondrion
Molecular function (GO): tRNA dimethylallyltransferase activity
Source: RefSeq, a predicted model, not a curated record
AUACAUAUCAAAGCUCUGCUCUUGUGCUUUGGUCGUUAAGUAAUCACAGAUCUCCUCAGUGGAAAUAUCAAGUUUUUAAAUUGAGGAUCGAUAAGUAUUUGUAUUUGCAUAUGUGGUUCUGAACAUAGGAAGCGAAGCGAGCUACGCAUGUACCCAUCGAGCUAGAAAGUCCAAAAACUCUCAAACCCCGUUUUCAGCAUCUAGCUCAACUACGUACGUAGUUUCUGUUUCUCUAUCUCCCCGGCCUUCAAUCUGUCUGGGCCGCUAGCAAGAAAGUAGGUUGUGAAGAGCCAUUUUAUAUCGUCAAAUCGCCGCGUUUUUCGUUGUUAAAAGGUUUCAAUAAUGCAAACUCUCAUCUCCAUGCCUGCCUGCCAACAAGUAGUUCAGAUACAGCCGAUGACAAGAUUCCAAGGGCCGCCAGCCGGACUAUCCAUGGAUCGAUUUUUCGGUCGGAACAAGGAUAAGGUUGUGGUAGUAAUGGGAGCCACUGGAACCGGUAAGUCCAGGCUCGCUAUCGACCUUGCGUUAAAAUAUUCCGCCGAGAUCAUAAACUCAGAUAAAAUGCAAGUCUAUAAAGGCUUGGACACCCUCACCAACAAGGUCACUGAGGAGUGCAAAGGCGUACCACAUCACUUGUUGGGCACAGUGGAUCCUGAGUCUAACUUCACAGCUGAUGAUUUCAAGCAUCAUGCUUCUUUGGCCAUUGAAUCGAUCCUGGAGCGUGAUCGGUUACCGAUUAUUGCCGGUGGGUCAAACUCGUACAUAGAGGCACUGGUGGACGAGCACGCCGAGUUCCGGAGGAGAUACGAGUGCUGCUUUCUAUGGGUUGACGUGGCCCCGCGAGUGCUGAACUCGUUUGUGUCGGAGCGAGUUGAUAGGAUGGUGGAGGUGGGUGGUCUGGUGGACGAGGUGAGAAGAAUGUUCGACCCAACUGCCAACGAGGAAGACUACAGCACCGGGAUUAGGAAAGCCAUCGGUGUACCAGAGAUGCAUCAUUACUUGCGCGGCGAAGCGAUUGGCAACGAUGAAAAAACCCAAGAGGCGCUUCUGUUGGAAGCCAUUUCCAACAUCAAGAAGAAUACUUGCACGUUGGCUCAUCGCCAAUUGCAAAAGAUUCACCGGCUGCGGCGCAAGUGGAACUGGAGUAUGCACUGCCUCAACGCCACCGAUGCUUUCUUGCACCGCCGCCGCGGCCGGGAGGGAGACCGAGUGUGGGACAACCAAGUCUCAAGACCCGCAACAGGAAUUGUCAGUAAGUUCCUUGUAAACCCAUCGUCAACCAUUCUUCCUCAUGACACCGCCUUUGUUACUGGAGCAGCUACGGCCGCCACAACCACCAGCUUAAGUUCUCUGGCGGUGUCCAUGCCGGCCGUGGCAACUGCAACACGGUAGAAGUCGGCGGAAAUUGGCGGUGUAUGUAGCUGCGCCGCCUUCUAUCAUCUGCUAGAUUAUAACUCAAUGGUAAAACAAAACAUGUCUCCAUCAAAAAAGAAUGUAACUUUCUCGUUGGAGUUUCUGAUGAGAAAAAUGAAGGGAGAAGUUGCUAUCAGACGGUUAAGUAAAAGCAGGUAGUUUUUUACUCCCGUAGAGGCCGUACAGUUUGGAAGCAUUUUAGAUAUCCGUGCAGGGUGGGGCAGAGAUCUACUGACCGUUUCAGUUAAAAAAGGAAUGAUUGAGGGCUUCGUGGAUUUCCGUACCCACCUGCUAUGCAGUGCGCGCCUGCAUCAGAUCAAUCAUCAUCAAUCAUUAGUUGAUUCGAAUAAAGUCGGCUGUGGUAGGCUUGGGGAUCCACAGUUUGUACUACGUGCUUUGUGACAUUUAGGGUUUAGGGUGAGGGGACUUUCUUACCUUCUUUGUAACUAGAAGUGUAGAACAAGGGUGUUGAUCAACUUUUGAGUUUUCCUUAACAUUGUGUAUUGCUAAUUU